GCCUAGAUGGACUGAAUGGACUGUUCUCAUCAUUCUAUAUGAUGAGUCGUUGUGUAUUCUGAUAUUCGAAAGUAACUGUCUUUUUGUCUUUUCAGAAGUUCAGCCAGACCUCAGUGAGGUAUGUAAUGAUCAUUAUGUCAGUCACUGGUGUUGUGACUCCUUCCCCAUGGCUUGAGUGACUCCUGCUUGUCAUUGCAGAGCCCAGUGCACACUGCAGGAUCCGGAGCUGCUCUCAGGGGUACUAAUAGAUGUGGCCAAACACCUGGGCAACCUGAAGUUCAGAGUCUGGGAAAAGAUGCUGGAGAUGGUGCAGUACACUCCUGUGACCUUGGACCCAAACUCUGCACAUCCCAGACUUUCUUUGUCUGAUGACCUAACCAAUGUGAGAUACGCUGACAUUACACAGCCACUUCCUGACAACCCAGAGAGGUUUAAUUACUGUGUGAACGUGUUGGGCUCAGAGGGGUUUACCUCAGGGAAUCACAGCUGGGAGGUGGACGUGAAGAACAAACUUCAGUGGACCAUAGGAGUGGCUAAAGAGUCUAUCGGCAGGAAGGGACAGGUCACAUGCAGCCCACUGAGGGGAUACUGGGUUCUGUUGCUGAGGGAUGGUGAUCAGUAUUACUCGGCUUCUGGAACACACCUCACCCUUGAGAGGAAACCCCAGAAGAUCAGAGUGGAGCUGGACUAUGACAAGGGAGAGGUGUCCUUCUUCGACCCCAGUGACAUGUCGCAUAUUUACACUUUUAUAGAUACUUUUACAGAGAGGGUCUUCCCAUAUAUAUCUCCCUGUGGAAAUGACGAUGGCAGUAACCCUGGAGCUCUGCAGAUAUGCCCAUUGAAGGUUUCUAUAACAGUGGUGCCACUACAAUGAUGCUGUUGUUCAGAGUGAUAUCAGAAAAAAAUAUUUACUGGGAUGACUGUCUAUUCUGUGUCCAGAUUUAAAUCACUUUUGAAGACCAACCUUUCCAGAAUUGUUUUUAAAUUUUCUGUAAUUACAUGUAUUAUCAUACUUGGCUGUCGUUAUUUGUUUUGGUUUUCCUAUUUUGAAAAAUAACAGAAAUAAAUAAAAUCUCUUUGAUGCAAAGCACUCUGCGAACAGACUGUUGAAAGGGACUAUAUAAGUCCAGUCAAUCUUUUAUUAUUAAAAGCAAUUAAUUGAGUGUGUAUAGCAAAACAAGUAAGAAGGGCAGUUAGGAGCUCCUGUAAGGUAAGAAACAAUGAUUAACAUGGCAGUUAAUUUGAACUUAAAACAGAUAAGGCAAGGGAACUGACUGCUGUUAACAGUUAAAGAAGGCUUAAAUCACGCAUAUUAACAAUUAGUAGUAUUAGUGCCAACAAGAAAACAACAGCAAACAAUGUGAAUUACUUGGAACUGACAUGAAUUGCUAAUGUUUAGCCAGACAAAAAUGCAAAAAAAUGGCUUCCUAUUAAUUUCUGUUGUAUAACAUAACACAGAAGUUGAGCUGCAUUGUCUGCAUUGUCCUGCCCCAAUCCCCGCAACACACAUGUGCACACACACAUAAAAUCUGUUGGAUAAUUCAAGAAUAUUUGUUUUGUUGUUUUUGCAAUGAACCCUUGAAUAUUUUAAUUUCAUUUGCAUCAUGAAUUCUGAAUUCAAAGUAUUCAGCUGAUAUUAUGCAUGUGAAUGCUGGAUAACGUAGAACUUCUGUAUACAUUUUAAGAAAGCUGUUAGCCAUGUCACGGGUCACAAAUCAGUGCCUUUGGUUUGUAGGUAGUGCAUUUAGUUUUAUGGAAGGCUGGAAGUUUGUAUUUACCAGUUGAACAAUUAUAAUAUCCCUUGAGCACCGGCUUUAACCUCCAAAGCUUAAUUAAAUAUCUGUUCAAAUGGCUCAUUUCGGAAAAAAAAAACCAAGCAUAAGCUCUGUCAAGUGACCGUAGGUCUGGGUGUGUGUUAAGCAGGCAGACUUAUGAUGAUGUGAACUGAACCAACACUAAAGAAACUUGUGUUUUCACAUCUGUUAUGAGCCUGCACAAUAUUUAAAAUCUGUUACAAGUUAUUUUUACAAGCUCUGCCUUACAGAUAUACCCAAGCCAGUAUGCAUUGACUUAUGUAUUUUAAGCAUGUUUUAGAUAUAUUUACUUUAUUGGACUGGGUUGUUGUUCUAUUGCUUUGUCUGACUGUUGCUGAAGGGGGUGCUCUUGCCCCAAAGUUUGGCACAGAUGUUUCUAUAUGUUCCCCUGUCUCAACAGUGAAUAACCUUAUAGCCUUGAACUGCGAUUUUUUUUUCUUUUCAAGAUGGUUGCAGCACUGCAAAUCCGUGUAGCUUUAAUGCAGUGAAGCACAGGCGGAUGGCAGAUGUUUCUGCCAGUGACCAUAGUCUGUUAGCUGAUUUCUCCCAGUCUCUGGAAGCUCUCCAUCAUAGUAACACUGUCACUGUCCUCCCACAGAUUCUUUAAACGCCACAGAUAUUCAGCUCCAGUGUUUCCAUCCAUCCUCUCUGGCUCUUAUAUGGAGGAGUUUCCAGUACAAUACAGAAUGUCCGUUAGCAUAGUCUGUUAGUCUUGCCCUUGGGCACACCCCAGUAUGACCUUUCAGAUGAUGCCUGGAAUUGGGAUGUUUUGGCUUCAAGAGCAGGGAGGCAGAACCUUUCAGAGUUAAGAACAGUUGAGUAUCUGGUUGGCCUAAAGAGUCUGUGAUCGUCAUGAAUGAACGAUUAAAUCAUAAUGUCACUGGGAGGAGAGAGGUGGGAGAUUCUAUUUCCAAAUGGUGCGCAGCCUUUUUACUUGUAUUCUACAUGUACUUCUGCAAUCAAAGCAAAUAUUUGAAUUUUAAAACUGCAAUUUAAAAUUUUAAUUUGCUGUUUACUGGGUAUAUUUUUUCUUGUGUGUUUGCUGUCUCUCUGAAUGCUUAUCACCCACUGUAAGAUAUAUAUAUAUAUUUUUUUUUUAAAUGCACAAAAAAUAUGUAACUGUAACAUACCUGUGUAAAGUAUGUGAUCUUUCAAAAUGAAACUGGUUGUGUUUGCUUUGGUUGGUUUCCUGCUGAACCUACUUUUAGACUUGUAACUAGAACAAAGAUUACUAAGAUAUUAUGAAGAUCUACUAAUAAAUAUCGUCAUCUCUUGAAGGAGACAUUUAUUUACCCACUUAAAUAAUUUGGUUGCCGAAUUGCCAAUAAAUUAAAAAUCAGAGAUUUAAUUUUUCACAUUUAUAUAACAUUUGUACACUAAUUAUAAAGAAAUGUGACAAUGGGAGGUUAUGAGCUGCAUUUAUAUAGCGCUUUUAUCCAAAGCGCUUCACAAUUGAUGCCUCUCAUUCACACACACAUACACACACACACCUUUGUAUUGUUGUACUUGAGGACUUCCCAUUGACUUAUAUUCAUUCCGUAACCUCUAACCCUAACCCUAACCCUAACACCAACCACUACAUGCCUAACCUUAACCCUAACCUUAACCUAAUUGUAACCCUAACCCCAACCCUAAGUCCUAACCCUAAAACAGCCUCUUGAACUUGUGGGGACCAGCAAAAGGUCCCCACCUUGCAUAGUUUUCCUCAUCUUUCUAUCCUUGUGGGGACAUUUGGUUCCCACAAAGAUAGUAAAACACACACACACACACACAC
Messenger RNA from Anguilla rostrata (American eel), 3588 nucleotides. Its product is annotated as zinc-binding protein A33-like. The coding region runs from base 296 to 874 and encodes 192 amino acids. NCBI's taxonomy places the organism in Eukaryota, Metazoa, Chordata, Actinopteri, Anguilliformes, Anguillidae. The record is from RefSeq and is a predicted model, not a curated record. The transcript has 2 exons. Gene Ontology annotation, molecular function: protein binding; ubiquitin protein ligase activity. Gene Ontology annotation, biological process: protein ubiquitination. Gene Ontology annotation, cellular component: cytoplasm.